AUGCUAGUGUCUGAUGAUGACUAUUUCUUGAUGGAACUCGCAUUGGAUGAGAUACUUGAUAACUUUGAAUCUCUAGCACGGUCUGUGGCAAGGUUGGGUAAGAAGUGCAAGGAUCCAGUGUAUCAUGGUUAUGAACAUUUUGUUGACAACCCAACUCAAAAUUAUCUCAAAUGGUCUGGGUGGGAAUAUGCAUGGAAAAAGAUGGAGAGGAAGGUGAAGAAAAUGGAAAGAUUUGUUGCUGCUAUGUCACUGUUGUCUCAAGAAAUUGAGGUACUAGCAGAGAGAGAACAAACUUUCAGUACAACGAAGGAGAAUCCCAAGUUUCAUAGGGUGAAAUUGCUCGAGUUUCACAGCAAGGUCGCGUGGCAGCGCCAGCAAGUGAAAACUCUAAGGGACAUGACUCCAUGGAACAGAAGUUAUGACUAUAUUGUCCGGUUAUUGGCAAGAUCAUUGUUCACAAUUUUGGAGAGAAUCAUUCUUGUCUUUGGAAAUAGUCAUCUACCAAUUGAAAAGAAACAAGAUGAUUCUCCCCCUUUAAGUAAAACUAAGAAUCAUCUCACACGCACGCGUUCCUUUUCUGCUCCAAUGCAUUCUUCAAUUCAUCCUUCUGAGCUAGUUGACAAGAAAAAGAGCAAGAGAAAGAACAAAGAGCAGCAAGUGCUUCUUCAUUCAGAAAGCAAGCAGUUCAAACACUUUGGACCAUUCAAAGGAUGUAUGUCUGUUGGAAAUGACUCUCCUAUCUGUAUGCCAACUAAUGGUGGUUCUAUGAGGUUGGUUGAUUGUCAUGUGAAGAACAUUGAUAACAUGAAAACAGUGGAUAAAUUAAAAUUUUCUCCCGUUCACAGAAGUAGAAUUUAUUUUAAACUAUCUAUGAAGGGUCGGUUAAAGCCAGCUUUAUCUACACUUGGUGAUGCAGCUUUCGCUCUCCAUUAUGCUAAUGUGAUUGUACUAAUAGAGAAGAUAGUUUCAGGAACUCACCACAUUGAUCUUGAAACAAGGCACAAUCUUUACAAUAUGUUACCAACCACUAUAAGAACCUCUCUGAGGGGUAAGCUCAAGUGGUAUGCUAAGAGCAAACAUUCCAUGAUUCAUGCAGCUAGCCUUGCAGUGGAAUGGAGUAUGGUACUCACCCAAAUAUUGGAAUGGUUGGCACCACUGGCACACAACAUGAUAAGGUGGCAUUCUGAGAGGAGUUUUGAGAAGGAGCACACUGCUUUGAAAGCUAGUGUUUUGCUUGUCCAGACUCUUUACUUUGCGAACCAAGCAAAAACAGAAGCUGCAAUGGUUGAACUCCUUGUUGGUCUACACUAUGUGUGCAAGAUUGAUAGAGAAGCUCACAUUAGAGAUGCAGGGUCUAGAUCUUUCAAUGGUGUUCAUUUGCGAAAGAAUGAGCUGUUGCAAUAA
Abrus precatorius (Indian licorice) is the source of this 1404-nucleotide messenger RNA. RefSeq lists its product as uncharacterized. The record is from RefSeq and is a predicted model, not a curated record. The transcript has a single exon. The coding region runs from base 1 to 1404 and encodes 467 amino acids. Gene Ontology annotation, biological process: positive regulation of growth. Lineage: Eukaryota; Viridiplantae; Streptophyta; Magnoliopsida; Fabales; Fabaceae.